AUGGCGUGUGAUAUUAAAUGUGUGAUUCAAGUGUUAGUGAUGCUUACAAUAGACAAAACGAGUAGUCAAAACAAUCCAUUCAAAAGUGUCCCUGUUACUGUCAAAACAUAUGAAAAUGAAACUGUUUUGCUGCCCUGUUAUGUCGACAAUACAGGGAUGCGAGAACAGGACAUCGAAAACUUACUGGCCAAUUCUGAUUUAGAAGAUUUUUUGCCAUCCGACGAAGAUCUGGACGAUCCCCCUUAUGUGGCUCCGCAGGAGAGAACUUCAUCCAGCUCAAGUGAAGAGAACAGCGAAGAUCAUGUCAUGACGGAUAUGGAAGUCGGGGCAACCGGAGAAUUCGGGGUAAUGGAAGUGAUCGUGUCCUGA
This is a messenger RNA of Diatraea saccharalis (sugarcane borer), 369 nucleotides long. The record is from the annotation of a GenBank genome assembly. Lineage: Eukaryota; Metazoa; Arthropoda; Insecta; Lepidoptera; Crambidae.